Messenger RNA from Exophiala aquamarina CBS 119918, 2532 nucleotides. RefSeq lists its product as uncharacterized. The record is from RefSeq and is a predicted model, not a curated record. Gene Ontology annotation, cellular component: membrane. Bases 1 to 2532 code for a protein of 843 amino acids. Gene Ontology annotation, biological process: magnesium ion transport. Lineage: Eukaryota; Fungi; Ascomycota; Eurotiomycetes; Chaetothyriales; Herpotrichiellaceae. Gene Ontology annotation, molecular function: magnesium ion transmembrane transporter activity. The transcript is spliced from 2 exons.
AUGGACGCCGUUCAGCCACAGCUCUGGGCUGUUGCGCACACUCUUGUGGCCCGCAACGAGACCAAUUCCACGUCUUCGUCCUCCAGCACAGCCGUCGAGCGGCCACCUGCAUUCAAAGCCGUCGGGCUCUCUCUCGCCGUUGCCUCCGGAGUCUUCAUCGGCAUUUCUUUCGUCCUCAAGAAGGUCGGCCUCCUCAAAGCCAACGCCAAAUACAACGAAGAGGCCGGCGAAGGCUAUGGCUACUUGAAAAACGCAUACUGGUGGGGCGGCAUGACCCUGAUGAUAAUUGGCGAAAUCUGCAAUUUCGUAGCAUAUGCCUUUGUCGAUGCCAUCCUCGUCACUCCUCUAGGUGCCCUGAGCGUCGUCGUCACCACCAUCCUGUCCGCCAUUUUCCUCAAAGAACGCCUGAGUUUUGUGGGCAAGGUCGGCUGUCUAAAUUGCAUCAUUGGGAGCAUCGUCAUCGUACUCAACGCCCCAGAGCAGAGUGCAGUGGCCGAUAUCCAAGAGAUGAAGGGCUUCGUCAUUGCUCCGGGCUUCCUGAGUUAUGCUGGUGUGGUCAUCGUUGCCUGUACAUUCAUCGCCCUGUGGGCCGGUCCAAGGUAUGGAAAGAAGAGCAUGCUGGUAUAUCUCAGCAUUUGCAGCUUUAUUGGUGGCCUCAGUGUGGUCGCCACCCAGGGCCUGGGCAGCGCCGUCGUCGCUCAAGCCGGCGGCAAGGCUCAGUUCAAUCAGUGGUUCCUCUAUGUCCUUCUCGUCUUUGUCGUCGCAACACUCCUGACCGAGAUCAUCUACCUCAAUAAAGCCCUCAACCUCUUCAACGCCGCCCUCGUCACUCCUACCUACUACGUCUUCUUCACCUCGGCAACCAUCGUCACCUCGGCGAUUCUCUUUCGAGGCUUCAAGGGUACCGCCGUCACCAUCACCACGGUCAUCAUGGGUUUCCUGCAAAUCUGCACUGGUGUAAUUCUCUUGCAGAUGUCGAAAUCGGCCAAGGACGUCCCCGAUGCAGCCGUCUUCAAAGGUGAUCUCGAUCAGGUGAGAGAGAUCGCCGAGGUUGAACAACCAGAAACAGAACCAAAGGCAGAUGCCAUACGCGGCACCGCUGCCUUGAUCAGAAGGAUUUCCGUUUCGCGGCAAAAGAUGGAACAAGAGGAGGCUCGACGGUUGAGAGACGACACGAUGAAAGACCAUCUCGAACCAGUUCGUGAGAAUGAGAUUGUUGAAUGGGAUGGCCUUCGACGGAGAAAGACUGUCAUCGGUGAGCCAGGCGCAUCCCCAGUGGUGCGACGAAGAACAAUACAUCCUCCCCUGGGGAUGUCACACUUCCCAGACCAGGACGACAACCAUACCGAAGUCACUCCUGGCUUUUUCGAGAAUCUCCGGAAUCGCGCCCAAACCGCAAGGCACGCCCACGGCUCUGAUCAUGACGGGACCGGUGAUCAUUCGGUCCCAAGCCCUGUCUACCCGGUGGCCCUAAGUGAGAUCAAAAUUCACGCAUCCAAUGCAGUGUCGCCAAUUGCUCCCUACGGCCCCGGUAGCCUGGAAGAUGCACAAGAGCGCAUUUAUGGACUUGCCCCGGGAGAAAGAAAAGCCCAAGAUGUUCAAUAUGGAAGAUUGGGAACACAGCCAUCGCCGCGGUCCAAACCCUUGCCAGCAAGGCCUGCACCAUCGCCGAACUUGAAACCACCGCAAGAGGCCCGCAGACAAUUCUCCUUCACCAACUUUCUCCGACCGAACUCACGUACACCAGAAGCAGAGGGCUCGGGCGACCGAACACGUCUGCGAAGUCGAACCAGCAGUUCUACUCAUGAGAAGAAGGCAAUGAAGAAUGCUACCGAGGAGGAGAGACUAGGACUUGUCAAGGGUGAUUCCCAUCUUGCAUUGCUCCAGCAUGAACCGUUCCAUUCCCCCGAGCGCACAUACCCAUCCACCUCCCCACUUCAUGUGACUUCACAUUCACCCACGGGCUCUCUUGCGAGUGUUGAUGAUUUUUAUCACUACCCGCAGCCCGCAGCACAGUUUUCUCAAUCAAUGUCUGACGAGGAUAACGCGUGGCAGAUGACGAACUCGUCGAACGAAAAGACGAUCCUUACCACACCCUCCAAUCCAAGUACGAGACGCAGGCCCAGCCCUCCGAGGGUCUACCAAGCGGGUCCGUUGGCCACUACGAAUACACCCAAUCCCAGCGACCAAUUGACGAAAUCCACUCCCAAGAUCGUGGUUGGAGAAGGGCCGACACAAGGGGGAGCCACAACAGCAGCAUUGGACCAUUUCCCGAGUUCGUCGACGAGCCAAUUGCCGACACAAGCCAUCAAGACCACCCAUGGCUUUCAUCAGAGAGGCAUAGAGGAUCGCCCAGCUCAAGCCCAGAGCGUAAGAGAAAAGACGGAUCCUCGAGAUGAAAGGAACGAAGAUCAUGCAUUCAGUCGAAAGCGUUUCGAAGAACAGAGCAAAAGGGAGAGGGAGGAGAGGAGAUUAAGAGCGACCGGGCGAAGGCAAAGCUGGAUGCCAGCCGAAAAAGACAGCGGGAAUUGA